AUGUUGUCAAUACUUUCUCUCACCCUGUGCGCUGCGAGCCUGGUACUGGCGUGCUCCGAUCACACAGAAUAUCAUCGCGCAAAGCGCCAGAUCGCCGAAAAGGAUUGGGCCUACGAAGCUUCAUACAAUUGGGGAAAAAUCAACCCAGGCAAGUACUACGAGCUCUGCCAAACAGGCACAAUGCAGUCCCCCAUCCCUCUCUUACUGACACAAGGUCUAUCUCUCAACCACCGUCCCACAUUCAACUUCCCCGAGACCACAAACGGCACGUUCCGCAACUGGGGCUACGGCCCGGGCUUCAACGUCUACACCGGUGCUGACAUCACCAAAAACCCUUCUGUCACCUUCGAGGAGAACAUCGAAGACCCCGGGACCGGUGCCCUGAGUUCUCGCAACGAAACGGCCUACCUCCUCGGCUGGCACAUUCACUCCCCGGCAGACCACAGUGUCGGUGGAGACCGGUCCAAAGCCGAGCUACACUUCGUCUUUGCCAAACCCGACGGCCACGAGCGCGCCGUCUUCGCCGUCCGAAUCGACCCCGGCAACUCCGAGUCUGCCUUUUUCGCGCAAUUGCCCAAUCCGCUCAUCUCGUGGCGCGAUGCGGCGACCGAGAAGUCGGGCGUGGAGAUGAACCUGAACCUGGCGCUGGAGGAGGCGAACACGUUCAAUGAGUUCUGGACGUACCGUGGGAGUCUGACUAGUCCGCCGUGUACGGAGGGGCUGCGGUGGUUUGUGGCGCGGAAUAUCCUGUUUGUCAGUAAUGCGCAGAUGCAGGAGAUUCUGAGGGUCAGCACGUAUUCUGCGAGGGCUGAGCAGGAGGUUUGGCUGCAUGCUGUCAAUGUGUGAGAUCAGGUCUGGACGGACGUUUCUGCUUUGUUGUCACUACUGGGCGGUUUGGUGAUGUUGGCGCUUUUCAGUUGGGUGGAUGGGUAGGCAAGUGGUUUCGGUGUGGGGUGUGCAGCAUUUUAAAGGUGAAAAAGCAUAGGUGUGGCCUUGUGACAUUAAUGUAUACUUCAGCGUCUUAAUCCAGAUCAUGAUGUUACCGGGCCUACUGGUCAUAGCAACAUAGGCCAUCUUACCAAGGUUGAAUACUACUACUGUUCAUGUCCAGC
This is a messenger RNA of Pseudovirgaria hyperparasitica, 1112 nucleotides long. Its product is annotated as carbonic anhydrase. The transcript has 2 exons. Bases 1 to 846 code for a protein of 281 amino acids. Gene Ontology annotation, molecular function: zinc ion binding; carbonate dehydratase activity. The record is from RefSeq and is a predicted model, not a curated record. Lineage: Eukaryota; Fungi; Ascomycota; Dothideomycetes; Acrospermales; Acrospermaceae.